GCAAGCAUAUCAGAUGAAUAAGACUGUUGACAUCCUCAAGGGCUGGUUCAGAUCGCUGCGCGACACCAAUACGCGCCUUGACAAAAAGAAAAGCGGGGAUAGUGCUCCAAACCUGACUAAGAGAGAACAGUGGAUCCUCUCAAAGUUUGCCUUCCUGAAGACUGUCACUCGCCACCGACCGGAGCCCAUGCAGAGUGUGAAGGAAACCAUCCAGCUUCACAGAGGAGAUCUCAAUGCUGCCGAGAGCGCCUGCGCUGAUAUGCAGGAUGUCUUAGAUGAAGUCACUCCAAUACCAUCAUCUACCGCUGGAAGGUCCCACAAGCGACCUCAGGACACAGAGAGUGACGUCCUUGAGACUCUACAGAAGAGAGUUGCUGAGUCUGGCACCAUCCUCAAAGACAUCUACAAAGCUAAACAACAGCCCAUUACAGCACGAAGUGUCUUUGCAAAUUAUGUUAAAGAGAGCCUUUUGACUAUGUCCAAGUCCAAGUACAAGAAGGCAAGGUCCUCCAUCAAUAGGUUAUUGUCUGAACUCAUGGAUGAGGACAGCGAUGAUGAAUUUCCAAGUGCAAUGGCGGCUCCAUCUAUCAAAGUGAACCAACAAGGGAUCCCUUCUCAACCACCCCACGAUUUGCACCCCACUACAAAGUCACCCGAACAUUACUAGUCUUUCAGGAUUUCGAGACAUCAUGGAAUCUACUGAUGCUAUUGGAU
This is a messenger RNA of Dendronephthya gigantea, 714 nucleotides long. RefSeq lists its product as uncharacterized. NCBI's taxonomy places the organism in Eukaryota, Metazoa, Cnidaria, Anthozoa, Malacalcyonacea, Nephtheidae. The transcript is spliced from 2 exons. Bases 14 to 667 code for a protein of 217 amino acids. The record is from RefSeq and is a predicted model, not a curated record.